Messenger RNA from Sebastes umbrosus (honeycomb rockfish), 9408 nucleotides. Its product is annotated as unconventional myosin-IXAa-like. Gene Ontology annotation, cellular component: myosin complex. Lineage: Eukaryota; Metazoa; Chordata; Actinopteri; Perciformes; Sebastidae. Bases 410 to 7852 code for a protein of 2480 amino acids. Gene Ontology annotation, molecular function: protein binding; ATP binding; microfilament motor activity. Gene Ontology annotation, biological process: intracellular signal transduction. The record is from RefSeq and is a predicted model, not a curated record. The transcript is spliced from 44 exons.
GCGAGUGCACGCUCGGUACGACAGGCAGGCGGAUUGUAGACGAGAAGAAAAAGGAGAGAGAGGAGAAGCUGUGAGAGGAGGAGGACGACGUGACCGGAGGACUCCAACCAGAAGGACUAAACACAGAGACACAGAGAGAGAGGAGAGAAACUGGAUCAUAUCUACAGCAGAUUUGGAGGUUUGUGCAGCUGGAUACUCGGUGCGCACGACAGCGUCUCUCUGCAGUAAAACCAGCCGGAGUGUGUUGGACACAGGAGGCUUGUCUGCUCUUCCUCGUCUGAAAAAGAGGGUUUGUAAGCGGGGACGUUUACGGAGCAGCGGACUGAAGGCACAGUGGAGGAGUUGGGAUGUCCUGAGUCAGUCCUCCGGGCCCAGAGAGCGGUGUGCUGAUGGGACCUGCUGCGCCACCAUGAGCUUACAAGAUGGCGGCUGCAGCUACGCCAGCAGCGCCAACAUGGCCACCGCUAGCGGCAGCAUGCGGCGGCGCCUGGAGGACCAGGAGUUCACCCUGCGCGUCUACCCGGGCGCCCUGGCUGAGGGCACCAUCUACUGCCCCGUCAGCGCCCGCAAGAACACCACAGCCGCUGAAGCCAUCGAGUGCCUCAUCGAACGGCUGCGCCUGGAUCGCACCAAAUGCUACGUGUUGGCCGAGGUGAAGGAGUUCGGCGGGGAGGAAUGGAUUCUGAACCCCGGCGACUGCCCUGUUCAGCGGAUGAUGCUGUGGCCGCGGAGCGCCCUGGAGAACCGCAGCGGCUUGUGCAGUGGCGACGACUACCGCUUCCUCCUGCGGGAGAAGAACCUGGAUGGAUCUAUUCAUUAUGGCGGCAGCCUGCAGAUGUGGCUGCGGGUGACUGAGGAGCGUCGCCGCCUGGUGGAACGGGGUUUCCUCCCCCAGCCUGCAGGGAGCGACCCUCCGUCCGACCUCUGCGCUCUCCCGGAGCUAACAGAGCGCGCCAUUUUGGAAAGCCUUCGUGCACGUUUCCGCCAGGAGAAGAUCUACACGUACAUUGGGAGUAUUCUUAUUGUGAUUAACCCCUUUCAGUUCCUGCCCAUCUACAAUCCUAAAUAUGUCAAGUUGUACGACAACCACAGACUGGGGAAGCUGGAGCCCCACAUUUAUGCUGUGGCGGAUGUGGCGUAUCAUGCCAUGCUACAGCGACGGAAGAACCAGUGCAUAGUAAUUUCUGGUGAGAGCGGAUCUGGGAAGACCCAGAGCACCAACUUCCUCAUUCAUCACCUGACUGCACUCAGCCAGAAGGGAUUCGCCAGCGGCGUAGAGCAGAUCAUCCUGGGAGCAGGGCCAGUGUUGGAGGCCUUUGGGAACGCUAAGACGGCCCACAACAACAACUCCAGCCGCUUCGGCAAGUUCAUCCAGGUCAACUACCAGGAGAGUGGCACUGUCAGAGGAGCCUAUGUGGAGAAGUACCUGCUGGAGAAAUCUCGUCUGGUGUACCAGGAGCACAAUGAGAGGAACUACCAUGUUUUCUACUACCUGUUGGCCGGAGCCAGUGAAGACGAGAGGAAGUCCUUCCACCUGCUCAAACCUGAGGAAUACCACUACCUCAACCAGAUGACAAAGAAAUCACACAAACUCCACUGGGACAAUUACUAUGAGAGCGAUCUGCAGGACUGCUUCACAGUGGAAGGAGAGGAUCUGAAACAUGACUUUGAGCGGCUGCAGCUGGCGAUGGAGAUGGUCGGCUUCUUACCCACCACACGCAAAAUGAUCUUCUCCCUGCUGUCAGCAAUCCUCCACCUGGGAAACAUCCGCUACAAGAAGAAGACCUACAGGGACGAUUCCAUCGACAUCUGCAACCCAGAGGUCCUGCCCAUCGUCUCCGAGCUGCUAGAGGUCAAAGAGGAGAUGCUGCUGGAAGCGCUGACGACGAGGAAGACGGUGACCGUCGGAGAGAGGCUCAUCGUACCCUACAAACUUGCUGAGGCGGGCACGGUGAGGGACUCCAUGGCGAAGUCACUGUACAGCGCGCUGUUUGACUGGAUUGUGUUCAGGACCAACCAUGCCCUGCUGAACAACAAGGACCUGGAGGAUAACUCAAAGCUGCUGUCGAUAGGCGUCCUGGACAUCUUUGGUUUUGAGGAUUACGAGAACAACAGCUUUGAACAGUUCUGCAUCAACUUCGCCAACGAACGACUGCAGCACUACUUCAACCAGCACAUCUUCAAAUUAGAGCAGGAGGAGUACCGGGCGGAGGGCAUCACCUGGCACAACAUCGAGUACAUCGACAACAGCGGCUGCCUCAACCUCAUCAGCAAGAAACCCACAGCGCUGUUCCACCUGCUGGACGAGGAGUGCAAUUUCCCCCAGGCUUCCAAUCAGACCUUGCUGGACAAGUUCAAGCGUCAGCAUGAAGGAAACAGCUACAUCGAGUUCCCCGCUGUCAUGGAGCCCGCCUUCAUCAUCAGACACUACGCUGGUAAAGUCAAGUACGGAGUCAAGGACUUCAGGGAGAAGAACACUGACCACAUGCGUCCCGACAUUGUGGCCUUGCUCAAGAGCAGCAAGAAGGCCUUCAUCUGCAGCCUGAUGGGAAUCGACCCCGUGGCGACCUUCCGCUGGGCCGUGCUGCGAUCCUACUUCAGAGCCCUGGUGGCUUUUAGGGAGGCCGGCCGCAGACACACCCACAAAAAAACUGGGAACGAUGCAGCGGUUCCCUGUGCUGUCGUCAAAACUGUCGACAGCUUCAGUUUCCUUCAUCACCCGGUUCACCAGAGGAGCCUCGAGAUCCUUCAAAGAUGCAAAGACGAGAAAUACAGUAUCACCAGGAAGAAUCCUCGAACACCUCUGUCAGAUCUUCAAGGCACCAACGCCCUGAAUGAGAAGGCCAGCUGGGAUGGCUAUGGCGUCAGCUGCAACGGUCGCAGCUCCAGGUCUGGUCGUGUGUCCUCGACAGGAAGUCCCGCCCUUGAAGAAGACGGGAUCUUCCUCAACUCGACCAGCAGUAAACUCCUGGAGAGAGCUCAGGGCAUCCUACUGAGAAACAAAAACAUCAAAAGCAAGCCGAGCCUUCCCAAGCACUUGUUGGACGUGAAGUCUCUGCGUUACCUGAGCAGCGUGACGCUCCACGACCGCAUCACCAAGUCUCUGCUCCACCUGCACAAGAAGAAGAAACCGCCCAGCAUCAGUGCUCAGUUCCAGGCGUCCCUCAAUAAGCUGAUGGAGACUCUCGAUCAGUCAGAGCCGUACUUCGUCAAAUGUAUUCGCUCCAACGCUGAGAAGCUGCCGCUGCGUUUCAAUGACAGCCUGGUGCUCAGACAGCUCAGAUACACCGGCAUGCUGGAAACCGUCCGGAUCCGACAAUCAGGAUACAGCAUCAAGUACACCUUCCAGGACUUUGUGCGUCACUUUCACGUGCUGCUGCCUCGAGGCACGAGCCCGACCAAGUCAGGCAUCAGGGAGUUCUUCAGACGGAUCCACCUCCCACCUGCUGGCUAUCAAGUGGGCAACACGAUGGUGUUCCUGCGGGAGGCAGAGCGCCAGCGUCUUCAGACCCAGCUCCACCAGGAAGUCCUGCGGCGAAUCGUCACGCUGCAGCGCCGCUUCAGGGCCGUCCUGGAGAGGAAGCACUUUGUUGACAUGAGGACAGCUGCCUUUGUCAUCCAGCGAUGGUGGCGAAGCUGCCUUCUCAAACAGUCCGCCAUGGACGCCGGCGAGGAGGAAGAGGCGGCGGUGUGUCUGCAGGCGGCCUGGAGGAGCUACAGGGAGCGCAGGAGGUUCCUGCAGUGGCGAGACUCCGCCAUCGUCCUGCAGAGGAGCUGGAGAACUUGCUGCCAUCGCAGAUCUCAGGCGGCUGUAACGGUUCAGACAACCUGGAGAGCAUUCAGGGAGAGGAGCCGCUACUGUCGGACGUACAGGACUGUGAUGCAGCUGCAGGCGAUGGGCAGGGGACACCUGGCUCGACUCAGGUUCAGGGAAGUGAAGGAGCAGCAUGAGAGACAAGCAGCAGAGAUGGAAGCAGGAACCAUGGAGGACCUCACCUCCUCAGGACAGGACGCUUACGUCCAGGAUAUCUCUGAUGAACUGUCUGAAGACUCUAAACCUGCUCUGUUAGACGCGGGAGAGACAGAAAAAGAAGAGGACUCGGAGCGAAGUAGGAGCACAGAUGAGACGAGCCACAAGAGCCGGUCGAAACGAGAGAGCAGGCGGAUGAGGGAGCUGGAGCAGGCUCAGUUCAGCUUAGAGCUCCUCAAGGUCCGAACCACCAGCGUGCAAGAAGACUCGGUCAGUACCUGCCAGCUGGAAGACCCUCACAGACUUUCACCCCGGGGAUCUCCAGCUAGUCAUGGCAGUUUUGAGCUGCUCAGUGUGGAAGACAUGGAGACUGAAGGUUCCCAGUCGACUGCACCGCAAGAACUCCCCCAAGCACUGGAUAUCCAACAACACGAGGGGCUGAGAGAUGCAAAUUUUAAUGAAAAGCCUGUAAUGGAGCCGCCGAUUAAGGCGGAGGGUCCGAGGGCAACGUUUUAUAUUGCUUCGGACCAAAGUCCAGUUCGUGAGCCAACUUUCGAAAGCCCCAGCAAAUCUUCCAGAGAGAGACGAGAGUCCACGUCUCGGAGGCCUGUAGUGGUGUUGAUCAGUAUGCAGAAGGAGAGUCCAGUGGAGGAGGGGGAGCUGCUGGCAGCCCAAACCCUAGAAGGAGCUUCUGAAACAGGAGCAGCAGCAUCCGGUGCAGGAUCAGAGGUGGUAUCAGAGAUGGAGCAGCCUCAUGAGAUUGCUACCCAGACCGAGAGGGAUGUAUUCACAGUAGAUAAGUCUUCCGAGGCCCCGUCUUCAACCGAGAGUCCAGAAUCAGGGAUUUGCGCCUCAGAGGUGGACAUCCAGAUCGUCCUGGAGCCAAAGCCCAGCGUUCCCGCUGUCCUCCCCAGUCAGCCGGAGAGGAAGGCGAUCCGGCCCGCGCAGGAGGCUCCCAGCCCGGUCCUGGACACCAAACCACCAAAGGCUCAGAAGAAGAGCUCAGCCCAGACUGUGAUCGUGAACAUGGUGGAGAAACCCCCUAACACGGUGUUCUCCCCGCCCAGACGCAAGCUGCCCUUCUCCAAGUCGGAUAAGGAUUUGGUGAACCAGGAAAGAUCUCUGGCCAUGUUCGACUCUAAAUCUGCUGGAUCCAGAAACAGAGAGCAGGUGGGCCGCCCCGUCCCCAAAAAGAAAGCGCGAAUGUCCCGGACGCGCUCCGACUUCCUCACCCGCUGUAACUCCGAGGGGGCGACCCAGUCGGACGACGACGAUGAAUACUACAUCCCCGCCCACUCCCACACGCUGCCCCCCUCCCUGUCUCCACCACACGCCGACCCCGAGGCCGACUGUCAAAGUGACUCCGAGAUGCCAUCACACAAAGACCAGAAGAAGAUCCAUAAGACCAUGUCGUCAGGAGACCUGGGCAAGGUGGAGGUCCUCAGGAAAACCUCCAGUCAGGAUGGAAGCAGGAUGAGAGGAAGGAUGCGAUUCUGGAGUAAGACAAAACACGGCGAGAAAAAACUGUCGAGAGAGAAGCAGGCCAGCAGGAGCGAUGCAGGAGAGACGCAUGAAGGCCCUCCUUCUUCUUCUCCUCCUCGCACUCCAGAUUUGGAGGCCGCUGCCUCUCAGGGGGUCAGGGACAGUAAGGAGAUCAAGGAGCUGUCUCCUAAGAUGAGGAGACGUCGCAGCGUCAAGAUCAGCAGCAUCGCUCUGGAACCCGCCCAGUGGCAGAACGACGCACUGCACAUCCUCAGCUCAGCCCACGACUACCGCAGCAUGAACGACUUCCUCAUGAAGAAGAUCGCCGACCUGGAGUCUGAAGACGGUAAGAAGGACACCAUGGUGGACGUCGUCUUCAAGAAAGCGCUGAGGGAGUUCAGGAUCAACAUCUUCAACUCCUACUCCACCGCCCUGGCGAUGGAUGAUGGGAAGAGUAUCCGUUACAAGGAUCUCUACGCCCUGUUCGAGCACAUCCUGGAGAAGACCAUGCGUCUGGAGCAGAGAGACUGGUGCGAAUCGCCGGUGAAGGUUUGGGUCAACACCUUCAAGGUCUUCCUGGACGAGUUCAUGACCGAGUACAAGCCCAUGGAGGGAACUAUCGGCAGGGCUCCUAAACGUGAACGCAAGAAGUCGAGGAAGAAGGAAACUGACAUUGUGGAGGAACACAACGGCCACAUCUUCAAGUCAACACAGUACAGCAUCCCCACCUACUGCGAGUACUGCUCCUCCCUCAUCUGGAUGAUGGACCGAGCCUGCGUCUGCAAACUGUGUCGCUACGCCUGCCACAGGAAGUGCUGCUCCAAGAUGACCACCAAGUGCAGUAAAAAGUACGAUCCGGAGCUGUCGUCGCGGCAGUAUGGCGUGGAGUUGUCCCGUCUGACCAGCGAGGAGCGAGCGGUUCCCCAGCUGGUGGAGAAACUCAUCAACUACAUCGAGAUGCACGGCCUCUACACGGAGGGCAUCUACAGGAAGUCAGGCUCCACCAAUAAGAUCAAAGAGCUGCGUCUGGGCCUGGACACAGAUGUGAGCAUCGUGAACCUGGACGACUACAACAUCCACGUCAUCGCCAGCGUUCUCAAGCAGUGGCUCCGUGACCUGCCCAGCCCGCUCAUGACCUUUGAACUGUACGAGGAGUUCCUCAGGGCCAUGGGUCAGCCAGACAAGCGGGAGGUGAUCCGAGGGGUGUAUUCGGUGAUCGACCAGCUCAGCAGGACACACCUAAGCACGCUGGAGCGCCUCAUCUUCCAUCUGGUCAGGAUCGCCCUGCAGGAGGAGACUAACAGGAUGUCGGCCAACGCCCUCGCCAUCGUGUUCGCUCCCUGCAUCCUUCGCUGUCCAGACACCAUUGACCCGCUGCAGAGCGUCCAGGACAUCAGCAAGACCACAGCGUGUGUGGAGCUGCUCAUCAACGAGCAGAUGAGGAAGUACAAAGCUCGUCUGAAGGACAUCAGCAGUCUGGAGUUUGCAGAAAGCAAAGCCAAGAGCAGACUGACCCACAUCAGGAAGUCCAUGAAACCCGUACUAAUUGCUGUUAGGUUUAUGAGCAUAACCCGCACUGCCACUCCGAGCAAAGGCCGCGUUCGGCAAAGCAGCACCCACACGCCGUCGCCUCCUCUCAGCCCCAAAGUGCCCCCGGUUGUGGUGGAGGUGGUGGAUGGAGAGAGUGCAGGAGAAGGAGGAGGAGAUGGAGGAGGAGAGGGAGGUGGAGGAAGUGGAGGAGGAGGAGUAGGAGGAGGAGGGGGGGAGGAGGCAGCAGAAGCAGGGCCAAACGAGCAGCAGCAGCUGGCGAUGCAGCAGGAAGAGCGAAUCCUCACCGAGCAGAUCGAGAGUCUGCAGAAAGAAAAGGAGGAGCUGACGUAUGAGAUGUUGAUCUUGGAGCCGCGGACGUCCGACGAUGAGACUCCUGAAUCUGAAGCAUCCAUCGGCACAGCGGACAGCUCUGAGAACAUCACCAUGGAGACGGAGGGAGCCACCUUUGACCCCUCUGAGCGCGGCGCUUAUCACUCCAGAAAGUCGGAGGCAAAAGGCAGGCGAGGUUUGCGCCGUCAGCCCGACUCCCAGGACUCCGCGGACUCCAUCUCCACCAUUUCCUCCUCCUACCACCCCUCCUCCUCUCUCUCCUCCAACGCCUCCGGCUCUCCCUCCCCUCACUACCGCUUCCGCUCCUCCUCCUCCGGGCCUCUGCUCACCUCCUGCGGUCUGGGAGCCCCGUUGGCCGAGGCCGAGGGGAGCCACGGAGGAGCCGGCAAGACGCGCCACAGGCUCAGGCUCAGCCGCAGCUCACCACGCGAGCCCUCGGGAAGCCACCGGAGGGAGUCGGACUUCAGCUCGGGCCCGCAGCAGCUGGUUCUGUACGGCAGCAACGAGUUCAUGGUGUGAAGCCGAGGAGAGAGCCGGCGGCCGCCGCCUGUUGGAGCGCAGGGAGGGUGUACGAGAAGAGGAGGAGGGAGAGUCCGGGGGUUGAACGAGGCUGGUCACGGGGGCCCAGUGUCGCCUGCUGCCCCUCCUCAGUGCCCACCCGCCUCCUCCGCUGGUCCAGUCAGAGGAGAGAGCUGUGGGAAUAAAAGAAGACUAUGACACAGAGUGACGAAAUGACAGCUGGGACAGAGGGAAGUGAUGUGUCAGCCACGUUUGUUGACCCUCUGACCUCAGCGCUGUUUGACCCCUGCUGGAGCCCCGGGGGUCGGUCAGAGGAGAGAGAGAGAGAGAGAAGAAGGGAGGGACGGUUGGUGGAGACACAGAGGAAAACCCACACCUGCAAAGCCAAAUCUUAUAGUGCCCCAUCUUUAUUUGUUAGCAUGUGGGCAGGUGGAUAAAGCCACCCAGAAGAAAUGUAGCCAUACUGACUGAACUGGCGGACAGUUUGUCUGUAACCAGAGCCAAGCUAAGUCUGCUUUUCACGUUUACACAGGACACACCAGCCAAGAGGCUGCAUGCUUCUCCAUCACACGUUUUCCUACGUCAGUUUGAAGAGGCUGUACAGAAAUAUGUCACAUUAUUAUUAUUAUUAUUAUUAUUAUUAUUAUUAUUAUUAUUAUUAUUAUUAUGUUACAGAGGAAACAAAUGUACAUAGAAAGAAACUCCAGUGCUGCUCCGGGGUCGUUCAUUGUUGAUUAGUCUCUAUUUCCUGUCUGCAAAGUGAAGUGUCCAGAAUUCAGGUUCCACUUUUGUUUCUGUGCUGGUUUUCGCUCCGUUUACCGUCAUUCGUUUUGUUUUCUCCUUUCCUAUUUCACAAUGAACAGAGCCGGCUUCGGGUGUCCUCGGGUCAUACUCUUGAGAAAUAAUAAUAAUAAUAGAAGGAAAAGCUGUCGAUGUGCGCUCACAGUGCUACGCGUCUGGUGUCACGUUUACUUUACCUUGAGGUGUCAAAUGUCAAUCAGCCAUAAGUGUAUUGUCUUUCCCUGCAAGCUUUCUGUUUUUAUCCAGAAUCAUCAGUGUUACCACGUCAGGACUUGAAUUUUUUUUACAUAUAUAUAUAUAUAUAUACAUAUAUAUAUAUAUAUAAAUAUAUAUAUAAAUAUUAUUGCUGUAUUAUAGGUGUUGUUAUUGAUAUCAAAGAUGUUUUUGUUGUCAAUAUUGUUUCAUUUUUGUUCAGAUGAAAGCCAUUUUUUCUUUCCUGACUGUGUGUGUGUGUGUGUGUUUGUGUGUGUGUGCAUGUUGAAUGAAUGAUUUCUGCCAUUGUAUCAGCUCACACUUUGUGCAUGUGUAGUCUUCUCUACACACACACAUACACUCAUGUUUCCCCCCUAAAAAUAUUGUUCUUGUAAAGGUGAAAAAAAAGUUUGUGCGACCAUCAAGUGACACUAACAUCUGAUUCGACUGUUAUCAGGCCAUUCAAUAAGCGUUAUCAGUCACUAUAAGCACCAUAGAUGUGGGUCAGUAGGGGCCUACUACACCUACUACGUUGUAAAAGUGAAAAUUAAACUUCGAUCAAU